CCAGCUCCAUUCCUGGAUGCAAGUGGGAAGGCAGGGACUAGAUUUCUGCUUUCUCCCACUGGAGCCAGGACUUCUAUCUCAAAGAGAACCUCGAGCCCCUUUUGAGGAACGCACUGCUGAGACGUGGGAUGAAAAAUCAGUUAGACCACCACUGCUUAGUUCAGCAUUCCUGCUAUUUCUGCCUAACACACCUGCCUCCAGCAAACCAUGCCCUCCAUUCUCAGAGAUAUUUCGAUACCACUGGUGGUGCUAUGUUUUGUGGGUGCCAGUAUUACAAUCAGUAUUUUAAUUACAUACUCAUUGGAUUGGAGAGUAUGGCAAUACGACAACCCCAAUAUAACGACAAUAUGGUUGGGACUUUCCAAAUAUUGCUAUUUACCCAAAGACCCGGCCAAGCUUUCACGAAUCCUAGAAAAAGUCUGCAUAAAAAUGAAUGCUACAUUGGAAUUCCCAUGGGAAAUUACUCUUAGCCAGGACUGGAUGUCAUUGGCCACCGUAAUGCAAGGAGCAGCACUUCUUUUCACUUUUUUUGGAAUACUAACUGUUUUGAAGAAAGAAGUUCAUGCACCAUUCUACCCCUGGUUUCAAGUGGCCGGAAUCUGCCUUAUGCUUGGUUCCAUCAUUGUUUUAGGAACAGUAUCCUGGAAUUUUUAUCUUGACUCAGUGAACCAUCCUUUCAACUACCCGACCAAUUUCCUUCUGCUGGACAUCCCAAUGCAUAGAAAUAUGGGUGCUGCCACUCCUUUGGGUAUAACAGCCUCCUUCUUGAUGUUACCAAAUGGGAUCAUGUUAUUAAUUCAUGGAUGUCGUUUGAGACCGGAUAGUCGAGUGCAUCCUUUGGAAUUUUGAAGAAGAGUUCAUUGCCAACUUCCACAAGAUGAAGGGCCUAUUAGGGUCCAAACAUUCAUGUUCUGACUUCAUUGAUUUCAGUGGCUUUAAGUAUUUGCACCAGAUGUAGGGUCUUCUGGCUGAGAUCUCACCAGCAUUAUUUACUUUGUAGAAAA
This is a messenger RNA of Tachyglossus aculeatus (Australian echidna), 1004 nucleotides long. RefSeq lists its product as uncharacterized. Bases 208 to 849 code for a protein of 213 amino acids. The record is from RefSeq and is a predicted model, not a curated record. The transcript has 2 exons. Gene Ontology annotation, biological process: cell adhesion; bicellular tight junction assembly. Gene Ontology annotation, cellular component: plasma membrane; bicellular tight junction. Gene Ontology annotation, molecular function: structural molecule activity. Lineage: Eukaryota; Metazoa; Chordata; Mammalia; Monotremata; Tachyglossidae.